Molecule: messenger RNA, 894 nt
Organism: Aspergillus nidulans FGSC A4
Lineage: Eukaryota; Fungi; Ascomycota; Eurotiomycetes; Eurotiales; Aspergillaceae
Exons: 4
Coding region: 1-894 (297 amino acids)
Molecular function (GO): oxidoreductase activity; D-xylose reductase (NADPH) activity
Source: RefSeq, a predicted model, not a curated record
AUGGCCACAGACUCUUUCAUCCUUAACACAGGAGCCAGAAUUCCCGCCGUAGGCUUCGGCACAUGGAAGGCCGGUCCAGGCGAAGCAGCAGCCGCAGUGCAGGCAGCUUUCGACGCAGGGUAUAGACACUUUGACUGCGCCCCUCUCUACGGAAACGAAGCAGAAAUAGGCCAGGUCUUCAAGAACACCAAAGUCCCGCGAGAGGGGUAUUUUGUGACCACAAAGCUUUGGUCCUCGGAUCACCGCCGGGUCGAAUUCGCGCUCGACAAGUCGCUGCGCGAUCUCAACCUCAUGCAUUGGCCCGUAACUCUAGAUCCAUCGCCCGGAGACGUGAACUAUGGGAAGGAAGACCGCACCGUCCAUGCAACGGGCUGGGAUUUCCGCGACACCUGGCGCGAGAUGGAGAAACUACUUGACACAGGCAAAGUCAAGACGAUAGGUGUUGCGAAUUUCUCUACGGUUAACCUAAGAAAAUUACUCGAGACCUCAAGGAUCACUCCAGCAGUCAACCAGACAGAGAUCCAGCCCUUGCUUCCCCAGGAAAAGCUCCAUGCUUUCUGUAAAGAAAAGGGAAUCCACCAGACAGCUUUCGGGCCCUUGGGCGGGUCUGUCAGUACACUACACCAACACCCAGUCAUUAACGCCAUUGCGAGAAAGAGGGGCUGCGAGACGGGGAAUGUCAUGCUUAGCUGGGGGAUACAGAAGGGCUGGAGUGUUAUCCCGAAAAGCACGAACCCGGUGCGUAUAAAGAAGAAUCUCAGCCAGAAUUUCGUGCUUGAUGAGCAGGAGAUGAAAGAUAUGGAUGGAUUGGCGAAGCCCAAGGGGAAGAGGUUCAAUCGGCCGAAUUGGGGCACUGUGAUUUUUCACGACGAUGUUGACGUUGAUUUAGAGUAG